GCACAACUACACGACAUGUAAACAAUCGUAUAAACACAUCUAAUAAUAUAUUUGAUUCUCCAAAGCUGCACAGCACCUUAGUUUGUCCACUGCUGUACAUAUUCUAAAACGCGUUUCGUUAAUAGACACGUUGUCCCAUUUCGCCUUCCGUAUGUAAAUACCGGCUGGUGUCAUGUCUGCUCCUAUGCUAAGCGCGUGGUAACACUGCUCGAUAUUUCCUCUGUUCUGUCCGUAGAUUCUGUAGAAGCUAUUCUCUCAUGGCAGAGACUAACCAAGAAAAAGCGACUGGACUCAAGUUCGCGGAGCAGCAACUUCUGCGUCACGGAUGGGAAAAAGGUAAAGGUCUGGGCAGGAGAGAGAAUGGCAUCUCCGAGGCUAUUAAAGUCCAAAUUAAACGUGAUAAAGGAGGGAUGGGCCAUAAAGAAGGAGAGCAGUUCACUUUCCACUGGUGGGAUCAUGUUUUUAACAAGGCCUCCUCUAGCCUGGUUGUGGAAACAGGACAGGAUGGUGUGAUGGUGAAGGCGGAAAAUGACAGCGGUAAUGGUUUGAUCUCCAACAAGAAGCCACGCAAAGCUAUGUUAGCCAAAUCCAUGCUGUAUGGAUCUUUUGUCAAGUCUGCAACUCUGCUCUCGGGUCAGCAGCACACAGAAAAGACCUCUGAUUCAGAUGAUAGCAGUAGCAGUAAUUCUGAAGAUGAGGACCAAAAACUGGACCUCUCCAGCACUACAAAGUUAUCAGAUGCAGACUUGAUCAAAGCUUGUGGAGGACGAACUGCACACAAGGGGGCCAGACAUGGUCUUACUAUGAGUGCCAAACUGGCCCGUCUGCAGCAACAGGAGCAAGAGUUCAUGAACAAGUACAGUAAAAAGAAUCAGCCUGCAGCAACAUGUACCAGCGGCCAAGUGUGUAAAAAUGUCACCGUCUUGAACCAUGAGGACAAUCCAGCUGCUACAGAGAAAACAAAACGCAAGAAGGCGAAAAGAAAGGAGCCAUCUGAGAAUGACGUCUGUGACAAUGGAACAGCAACAGAUAUUUAUGAAAGUAAUGAUGUUGAGGACAUGAAAAAGAAUAAAGACACUAAUGCUUUCGUGAAUGAUGCUUUAAUGAUGACUGCUGAGCCCAGAAAAAAGAAAAAGAGAAAUCGUGAAGUCAAGACCACACCUGAAGAGAGUUUUGAUGGGCACUGCAGCUCGGCCUCACACGCAUCAGAAAAACCACAUUUAAAAUCAAAUAAAACAACUUCAUGCCUACCAACAAUGAAGGAAGACAUCCCCAAGAAGGAGAAAAAGAAGCGAUUGUUCGCUGAUGUGAUCAGUGAAGAUUCCACAAAAACGAAACCACAGGAGCUUCGAGAAACAUCUGACAAUGUCUCCAAGCAAAAGAGAAAAAAGAAAUCCUCCAUGGACCACUAUGCAUCUUCCCUGACAGACUCCUCUGUGAUGAUGAUAACAGAGGACUCUAACACAGAAAAGCAGAAUAUGGACAUGAAAACGGGUGGACAAGAGAAAAAGAGAAAGAAGAACAAGAAAAAGAAAGUAAGAGAAAUUGAGGAGCAGGAGGUGGAAGAAAAAUUGACAUUAGAAGACUCUGUCCCAAAGAAAAAGAAAAAAGGCCAAAAAUUGAUGGUAGUUUGUGAGAAGAAACUGGAGUGCUAAAACUUUUUGAAUGACUGUUUAGUAUUAAACUAGAUGAUAUCAGAUGUUGUGAAAUAACACAUUAUUUAUUCUGACAGAUGGUUGAGCUUUUAAACUUGUUCCUCACAAAUGACAAUUCAUGGCACGGUUUCAUAGACAAGGUUUAUCUUAAACAGAGACUAUGCCUUAGUUAAUUUAGGCUGUUUAAGUCACUUUUAUUAAAAUGGCUUGUUAAAAAAACAUUACUGAUGUAAAUCUAGAGACUAAACAACAGCGCUGAUAUAUUUUAGGAUAUGUCAGGGCGAGUUAUUUUCAGUUGAGACAGCUUAAAAUAAAUUUUAUUCUGGGACUAGUUUAAACCUUGUCCAAACUGGGGCCAUUAGUUUGGGUGUCCUUAAAUUGUGUUAGGAUAUAUUGUAAGGUUUUACAAAUUACAAUGAAAUAUUAACUAGAUAUUAAGAACAUAAUGGAGCAGCCUGCAGCUGAACAGUUUCUCUCACUUUUUUCUUUUGAUUUUCUGAUUUAUUUUCCUAACUUACAUACUUCACUUUAAAAUACAUCUUCAUGUGCCACACUGAGAUGUCAGGUUAUUUCUUCAACAGUGCCAAACUGUAAUGUUAGUACACUUUAAAUUUACUGACAUUUUCAUUAAAGUCCAGCUGUGUGACUUUUGCUUGAGUAGAUCAACAAUAAAUGUUUACAUAACUCUUUUUUUA
Triplophysa dalaica is the source of this 2350-nucleotide messenger RNA. RefSeq names its product G patch domain containing 4 (gene gpatch4). Gene Ontology annotation, cellular component: nucleolus. The record is from RefSeq and is a predicted model, not a curated record. Gene Ontology annotation, molecular function: nucleic acid binding. Bases 258 to 1655 code for a protein of 465 amino acids. The transcript is spliced from 8 exons. NCBI's taxonomy places the organism in Eukaryota, Metazoa, Chordata, Actinopteri, Cypriniformes, Nemacheilidae. Gene Ontology annotation, biological process: regulation of ribosome biogenesis.